CCACCCCAGCCCCGUCCCUCUUCCCCCGGCCCCCCAACCCCCCCUCCCGCCCCAUCCUUCCCCGGUCGUGUCCCCCUCCUCGGCCAUCAUGAACACCAACGUGUGCGUGGAGAGCGGCCCCAACCCCGAGGCGCCGGGGCUGCCCAAGGACAGCCACCUGCCCGAGGGGGCCCUCAACAGCCUUGUGGAUUACAACUCGGAGAUGGAGAGGUACCGCUCGUUCGCCACCUUCUACAAGACCAACGGCGGUGCUUUCCCGCAGGCGGCCAAGAUUGCCCGUAUCACCACCCCCAUCUUCCCCAGCGCCGCCGCCGCCGCAGCCGCCCGCAUCGGCAUGUCCCCCUGGAACUGCGACACUGCCACGGCCGCCGCCGCCACCGCCAUGCUCUGGGGCAGCAGCGGCGGCGGCGGCGGCGCGGCGGGCGGCGCGAGGAAGCCCUCCUCCGCCGCCGCCGCCUCCGCCUCCGCGGCCGCCGCCGCCGCCUCCUCGCUGCACGCCGGCAGGGGCGGCAUGCACCACCGGAGCGACUCGCAGCGGCUGGGCAAGCCCGGCUGCCCGCCGGCCGAGCAGCCAGCCCUGCCCAUGGCCAACGGCAACUUUCUCUCCACCCUCUCCCCCGAGCACUGCCGGCCGCUGGCCAGCGAGUGCAUGAACAAGCUCAAGUGCGGCGCCGCCGAAGCCGAGAUCAUGAACCUCCCCGAGCGCGUCGGCACCUUCUCGGCCAUCCCAGCGCUGGGCGGCCUUUCCCUGCCCCCCGGGGUCAUCGUAAUGACCGCCCUGCACUCCCCCGCCGCGGCGUCGGCCGCCGUCACAGACAGCGCCUUCCAGAUCGCCAACCUGGCGGACUGCCCGCAGAGCCACGCCUCGGCAUCGCCCGCCUCCGCCCUGGGCGCUGCCGCCGGCGCGGGGGGCAGUGGAGGCGGCGGCGGCGGCGGCGGCGGCGGAGGUGGUGGUGGCGGCGGCGGCGGCGGGGGGGUCGGCGGCACCGGCGGCAGCGGGGCCGGGGCAGGGGCGGGCAAUCCCGCCAAGAAGAAGCGGAAACGCUGCGGGGUGUGCGUGCCCUGCAAGCGGCUCAUCAACUGUGGAGUCUGCAGCAGUUGCAGGAACCGCAAAACGGGACACCAGAUCUGCAAAUUUAGGAAAUGUGAAGAGCUUAAGAAAAAACCGGGCACUUCGCUAGAGGUCAGAGGAGAUGAUUUCUUUUUCCCCAGCCUCCCGCCGUCCCUCCUCAACCCCCUGCCUCCCCCCCUCCAAUGCUUCUUGUCUAGCUUCAAGAUGCAGCAUCCCUUUUCCGAGGCCUCCUUCAGGCUGUGAGGGUGCCCCCCUCGCCACGGGCGCACCCCCCCGCUCCCCCGGCUCCCCCCCCGACCUUCCGCGGCGUCGCCCCGCCGCCGCCGCCCGCCCCUCUCCGCCCCGCAGGCAAGAGAAACGCCGCCCCCCGCGGCACCGAGCUGGGUCCUGGCCACGGUCGCCGGCCCCCGCCGAGGAGGGACGGAGCGGAGCGAGAGCCGCCCCCGCGGGCUCCACUGCCCCGGGCCGCAGCGCCCGGUCUUGUCCGACCCGGGGCCCGGGUGGGGAGCAGCGGCCCCCCGCCCCACCAGCUCCUGGCCGUACUGAGACGCCGCUCGCCUGUUGUUACCUGCCGUUCUGUUUUCGUCAGACUGCUGCUGGCUGUCUCUGGGUCCUUUCUCCUUGUUCUUUCUUUCUAACGGCAAUCAUGGCGGUGCGGGUCGGUGUGUAAGGGACAGGGAGGUGGGAAGGGGGAAGUUAUAUUUGGACGCCUAGCUUCUGCCGUCGAAAGUUGGGGGGAAAGUAAUGGCGAGUUCAUCUCUAGGUUGACAGGUAGCGCUUUGUCCAAGACAGACAACUGGCCGCAGAGCCCGGUAGUCGGUGAGACGUGCCCGAGUAAUCUCUUUGGCAAUAUUUUUACGAGAUAACCCGCUCACGGUGUACGAAACACAAUGGAAAAUAGCACAGAGAACACCUGUUCCCAGCGCCGAAGCAUUCCGAUGGUUCUUUUAAGCAGUAGUGUAUCUUAUUUUCAAGGCAGUCCGAAGUGAAUGGCAAGCUAAAGUCUUGUUUUAAGAAACUGCUUAGUCCACCAUUGAAGAUUAUACUCAGAUACUAUUUUCAUUUAUGUAUAGGGGUUUCCUCAAAAAAAAAACAACCCACCAAACCCAAACAAAACAAACCAAACGAACCAGAACCCAACAACCAAGCAAGCAAAAGACAAAAAUCUGGGAGCCUGGGGAAUUGGCCAGCAUCUUCACAUUCAGUACACUGAUUCUUUCUUUGAUGUAACUUAGCUAUACUAGUGAAGUUGUUGUCUAUUUUUAAAGUGACUGUAAAGAAACAAACAAAAAAGUUUUAAAAAAAAAAAAAAGCAAUCAAGUAAAAGUUUGGGUAAACCCCUGCUGUAAAGUCAUGUAUCUUUGAAAAGUAACAUAUCUAUACUUCAUUUUCAAAUCUCUGUGUUUCAGUACUGUAAACUGUACAGAUAGCCGCUUGUAUUUUGUGUGUUUAGACACAAGGAGACAAUCACGUCUGAGCAUCUAUGGAGAUAAAACCGGUUGGUCCACGGCGGUGUGGUUCUGCGACUUAAACCCGGAGCAAUAAAUCCUAGCUUUAACUCUUACUUUUGCUAGUUGUUUAGCAGCAGCAGCAACAGCAGCAGCAGCAGCAGCAGCAGCAGCAGCACUGUUUUGCCACGCACCCUUCCAUAGAGACUUGAUGCCAAGUUGUCCAGGAUAAAAAGAUCGUGAUGCAUCUAGCAAUUACCUUCCGUUGUGGUGGUGUAAGAGGAGAAGAUAUAACAUUUAAAGUUGAUCUUUGAAGCACUGUAUUAGAGUAGUGGUUUGUGCACUUGUGUUGCUUCUAGAGGAGCUUUACAGAGGGGCAUCUCUCAAAAAAACCCUGGGUUUUGACUCGCUUUUCACUGUGCUCUGAGGUGGAGCACCCAGUAUAAGCGGAUGUGCAAAACCAGUCGCCUGUCUAAAAGUUGUUCUAGGAUGCAAAACGAAGUGAGUACAAGACCUUAGGAGAAAAAAAAAUAUAUGAUGUCUCAGUCCAACUACCCUUCGCCUAUGAGUCCUUAUGUAACGUUUUCAGUCAAUGGAGUAAAUAUUUUCUGAAGUGGAAUGCCAUAUUUUUGGUCCAAGUGGAGCUCAUCACAGUUAUAAAUUAGUUUUAACAGUUGCACUGGUUUGGGUCUCACUUGCACUCAUGUUCAUUUGAGAGCCUGGAUAUUUUUGCAGUAUAAAAAUGUACUUGAAAAAACAAAGUUCAAAAGAGAAAGACUGCUUCUCCCCACAUGUUUCUUGGUCCACUGAUCUUGACUUUGCUGAAUGCCUGGUCCCUUAGGCCCCCUAGAAGAAUACUCUGCUCUUCUUCUUCCUGCUUUAGCUGUGCAGAGGAAAUGCUUACUCCUCAAAAAGGCAGCACAGACAGGGAUGUAAGUCAUGUGUUGUAAAAACUAUGGACGAUACUGAACUUAGGGAUCCUUUUUAUCAGUUGUCAUUGCUUUUUAUUGCUUAGCUCCAUCAUGCUACUCAUGAGUGAAAAGGCCAUCCUUUCAAAGGAAGCAAAUGCUCUUGUGCCAUCUAUUUGGUAGCUUUUUCAUUUUGUACAAGAUAGGACUAGCAGUAGUUUCACAGAGAAGGUGCUGGGCCCAGAAAUAACUGGUUAAUUAUACACAGCAUGUUCACAUCUCCUGUUUCAGCACUUUCUCUGUUUUUCAUUCAGUUCUUCAGCCUUUAGCUCCUGGUCACGCUCCCUUGGUGAAGCACAUGGGAUGGUUGGGAGCGCUGUGAUGUGGGACCUGUGUAGUGUGGGGAGAAGCUGACUUUGGCAGGGGAGAGAUGUUUUACAGGACUGAUGAGUGUUGGGAAUGGCUCUGAAAGUGAAGACCAAGGGAUAGAGGACUAGAAACCUCCUGAGAUCCCAUGUGUGUGUCAACAGGGCCAAGCAGAGCAUGGGAGAUCCAGGGUAACUGGAAGAGCAUGGGUGGGCUGGGCUUAGAGCUGCGUCCUCGACUUAGGGUCGGUGCAUGUGUCUAUGUCUUUGCGUUGUAUGGCAUCACAUACAGAGAUGGAAUGUCACACUUGAAAUGCUUCUAUCAUAGUGCCCCUCUUACAGUUUGUAAGAGAUCCUCAGUUGAACACUCAUCUGAUACCCAUUCAGUGAGCUUUACAUCCAUUUGUAUAAGCAGCUGUGUAUGGAUUUACUUUGUGUUGGAGACUUUUAGGUUAGGGCCUCUGUUACUGACCACUAGACCAAUUCAAGCUCUGUAAGGUCUUCUCUACCAAAAUGCUGAUUGAUUUACAAACUGAAGCCUUAUUUGCACAUCUGGGUGGUAAGCUUGCCUUGCUUUUUGGAAAACUGUGAUUGCUUUUUACAGAAGCAGAGGCAACAUUAAUUUCAGGCUACAUUAGGUGUACAAAGAUAUUCAUAGUGAUGUACUUACUGUCUAAUGCCCUAACGUUGCAUGUCUUGUGUGGUUUCAUUUCUCGUUCUGUUGUUUUGUUUUAAAGAACUGAUGGGUCUGUAAAUUGUAAUCGUGGUGUUUUACCUGUCAAUUCAGAACUGUUAAGCAAGCAAACCUGUUAGUUAUUGAAAAUGAGCAAGAGUUGGGUUUUUUUCUUUGACUUACCCAUACAGUUUUCAUCUUGGAUGUCGUUCCUUUGUACCAUCAGAUUUUGAGAUUUUGCUGAAGCAGUAUUUAUGUGAUGUAGUAUGCAUAGAGCAUUUUAAUUAGUGAUGUUUGAAGAAGGUAACCCUUUUUCUGGCCUGUCUCUCUCCACCGCAGCCCUACACUCCUCCACCCACCCCAACCCCUGUUUAUACACCUUUGUCAGUCAGAUUAUUGUCAAGUUGCGAUUACCGAAUCUGUCUUUUUCGCAAGGUCCAAUGCCGUUCUCCAGUGUGAAAAUUUUGUAGUCCUCUCUCUCUCUUUUGUUCUUGGAAUGCAAAAAAAUAGUAAUAAAUUAAAAAAAUAGAGGGGAAAAAAAAAAAAAGGCUGAACAUUCUUUUGCCAUCUUCUAGGUGUGAACACUAAACCUAAUGGAAGCAUUUUUGACAUGCCCCGGGUAAACAUAGGGAAAGGGAGGCGCACGUACCCGUCCUGUCAGUUCACAACAGAUCCUCCCUACGAGGGAAAAUACUCCCUUUUGUACAGAACCCCUGGUCUCUACGUCCUACAAUAAAUGUUAAUGAACAUAAAGUCUUGAAAUGGGCUUAUAUCUGUAAUCAAAUAACGAAGAAAGAAAGUAGUUAAACGAACACAGCGUUCAGGGUCGAAUGCAUUCAGCAAAAAGCAGUAGUGGGUCUUUGAUCAUGGUUAGAUGCAUAGUGAUAUCAAACAGUGGGUUCUCAUGUAACAGCUAAAUGUUUCAGAUUUUGGUUUAUUAAAUUUGGCAGUUUCAUGCUGAGCUCUACUGUAUUCUUAGUGAGUAAAAGACAGCUCCUAUGGUAGAAACUACUCCAUUUUCACAACUGCAGGGAACUAGGGAGGGUUUGUUUUGGUUUUGCUUUUUUUUCCCCCUGUUUUCAGAAACACGGGCCACAGAAAUGUACUCCUUUCACAGUGUUCUCCUAUUUCUGAGCUGUGCAGUUAUCUAUUAAAUUUUCUAAUAGAUAUUUGUGUAAGGUGUAUGUAUGCUUGUGCAAUUAUGGAAACAAACAAACAAAAAAGUUUUGGAAAACAGUGUAUUUAUGAAAAAAAAAAUCACUUAUGGGGCAUGUACAAAGCUGUAUAAAAAACAUUCAAUUUGCCCAGUAAAGUUGUUUUUUUGUGAUAUUUCUGUGUUGUUGAAUAAAGGACUUUAGUAUUCAAAAUAUCUCUCUUUUUCCAUAAACAGGUUUUGUUUGUGGGAUAUGAAACAAAGAAAACUUCCUUUAUAAAAAAAAAAAAAAGAAAGGAAUCCUGAAAAUGAGUGAGGAGGUUCAAAUGCUGACCUCAGUCUUGUGUAUGGGAAUGAAUGCUUAUGAAGCGGCGGUGCAAUAGCUACAAGACUAAUUUCUUCUCAGUUGGCAAUCAAAACCCCCAUAAGUUGUGUACCUGAAGGUAACAUUGUGCUCUGGGUUUUUUAGAACAGAAAAGAAUGCUGCUUUUUUUUUAAAGACUGGGAAUAUUACAUUGAGGUUUUGAGGCUACUGAAAGGUUAGUGAAGUAGGAGCAAGACCCUUUGCAGAAAAGCCCUUCAGAAACCCUUUAAUGCAGACCUCUGUUGUAUAAAAAGAGUGGACUAGUGAGGAUGAUGUGAUGAAUUACCAGUUAGCUUUGCAAGAAGGUGAAAGGCUUUUGCAUUCAAAGGUGAAAUCUUGUCUGUAACUCUUGCAACAAACAGUUCUGAGAUCCGAGCGCCCUGUUGCUGUUGGAGCAUUUGAGAUUGCAAAUAUGGUUUGGGAGAGAAAGGCAAUAAUAAUCUCCUCUUUUGUUCUAUUGUUUCACAUUUCAAACUUCUGCUCUUUACCUGCCUCAUAAACUACACCUAGUAAAGAAAACAGUUUCCUCUUGCCAUUUUAUUUCCCCCUGCUACUUGCCGACAUUAAGGCAAUUUCUUAUAAGUGGAAAAGUUCACGACUCUGCCGGCAGCAGCUCCUCACCUGGUUUUGGUGAAAUUUGGAAUGUUGUUUCCUUGCAAAAAUAAUUCCUUUAAUAAACAGAAUAUCUGCUCUUAGGUGCCAAAAGAGGGUUAUCAAAGGAUUUGAAACAUGAGGUAGAUCCUUUGGUCUGUAAGACUCCUUCAAUGCCAUCUGAUUUUCCAGGGAAAGCCUUUGUGUAUCCUUUGUUUUUUCAAAGAAAGCCAGAAAAGUGAAAGGAAUGGAGGUGGAUUUUCCACUGAUCCUGUUUGUCUCAUCAAAAUCUGUAAGGCUAUAUGUUCUUGGGAGAUGUAGACUGCUCAUUAGACAAUGCCGAGAGUGAAUCUUGAGAUGUGUUUGAAGAGGAGGAAAGAGGCUGCCAGGCUGCUCAGGUGUAGUCAGUGAUCUCUCUGGAUUAAAUAUAGAAUUCAUAGGGAGGAAAUACAGGCAUUUCACGAGGCGGUCGAUUGGGAAGUGGGAAGAGGUCUCCGAGUUCCUAUUCCUUUAAUGCUUUCUCUUUCAACAUUUUCCCCCUCGAGUAUUGUUUUAUAGAAGUCUGAAUGAAAAACGUCCCUCAGCUCCACAGAGAUACUCGCCCCAGAUAUGAACCUUGCAGUUUAAAACUACCUCUGGCUUUUUAUAGCUUUUCUUUUUUUAUUUCAUUAAAAAAAAACAAGGGGGGUGGGGAAAAGUCUUUUAAAAACCCCAGACAACAAGCAGGUAAUUUUUCAAAUGCCAAACUAGCAAACUCAUCACUGAGCCUAUUCAAAGGAAGGAAAAUACCCCUUUGUGUGAAAGCUCAAUUCUUCUAGGCUAUGCUGGACUCGGUUUGGUUUUGCCACCAGCCAUUUCAAUCCUCUCUUCUAUUUUUCCAAGGGACAAGUUUGAAAUUGCAAGCGGUCUAGUGAUACAGGGCAGCGUGCCUUUGGGGAGGCUCUAGUCACAGAAUCAUAGAAUCAGCCAGGUUGGAAGAGACCCCUAAGAUCAUCCAGUCCAACCUAUCCCCCAGCCCUAGCCAGUCAACUAGACCAUGGCACUAAGUGCCUCAUCCAGGCUUUACUUCAACACCUCCAGCUUUACUAGAUAGCUCGUGAAAUUGGAGGAUAUUAUAUAGGUUGUAAGUUCUACCUUACUUUGCUCUAAGGAUCUACUCAGUCACCAGGGUGUGGUGGGCCCUAAACAGCCCUAAAAUCCCUAAAGAUAAGAAAUCCAUCUUUUUAGUAGCAACUAUGGAACACAGAGUGAAAUUUGGGACCAGUGGAACUGUCUGAGGAGAAAAAAAAGAAGUGAAGUUCAGCAUCAGCAAAGAUGUUUGGAUCUGCUCCCACUGUAGCUUUGUGUUUGUUUGAUGUUUGUUUUUUGAGGAUGGACAGGCUUGGCUGGGUACCUGGAUCCUUCAGCAAGGCAGCUUUGCCUAAAGUAGGCAGAAUGAAGGAAAUGUGGGCAUCACAUUGUUAAACUUGCAAGGCAGCCUGAAGAAGCUGCGAUAUCUGGGAAUUAUUUCCAUUACUCUUUGAACUUUUGGAAUGACUGUGAAGGAUUGCCACAUUAUUUUCAAUUUAACAAGCAGGGGUAGUUUGUUGUGCUACUGCUGACUCCCUGAAAAAAAUGGGGCUUUAGAAAUUAGCUGUAACAGGUUAAUUUCCCAAUAAACUUGGAAAGUAUUUCUUAGUGUAGUACGACCUCUCCCUAAGAGAAGGCACUGUAGCUGCAGGUUUGCUGGUCUGCGUAAGGCCCUGAGUCAAGGAUCUUUGCUAGAAACAUUUCAGCAGAGUUCUUGCAGAAGGGUUUCUAGGUGUUAUGUUGUCAGCCACAGCCCAAAUGAAUUAUUCAGUGCAGGUCUUCCUAGCGUGGUUCACUAUGUGUGUAGGCAUCCUACGUUUGAGAAGAAAACACUUUUCCUCCCUUACUCCUUGAAUCUAUUCUCUUUACAGAGUUAAUAAUACUAAACCCCCCAUACUUCAGGUAACUCCAAAGUGUUAGAAGCAAUACAUCUCUUUUUGGCUAGACAUUUUCCUUGGCAAAGACCGAGAGAAGAGCCCCUGUUGCUUACCCAGGUCACCUAAUGCAGGUCUUCUCUGCAUUGCCUGUAGCUUAUGAGUAACAUCAAUACAUCAGCUUGGCAAUAGCAUACACACAAUGCUACAGAAGAUCUAACCCAAAGGAAACAGGACCCAGCAGGGGAAGUGCCCUCUGCCUCCUCCCUGGUACAUGUCACAUACAGAGUUUGUGCUGCACAUCCAACACGCUUUCUACUUCCAGGAUAUCAGGUUUGCCAUGCCUAGGAGAGGAGUGAGCAGAUAGCAUGCUGGAGAGUUUUUAAGAGGAGAGAAGGUCGACAGCUUUGGUUAGUGACUACUAUUUGCUGACCUAUGUGUUUCACCUUAGCUUCUGUUUUCUCCUCUGUGAGGCCACCAGCUUUAGGAGAUGUAGCCUGCUGUUGAGUAUACCUAGUCUCUUCUGUGCCUACAUUUUAGCAGUCAUACUUAAAAGACUGAUAGUGGAUUUGUCGAGCUGAUACGUUGACCAAGAAUGUACUGUUUAGUGCAAAAUUACAACAACUGGCUUUCAACCUGGCUGGGGAGAAUUAGUGGGUAAAUAACCUGAUCUAAAGAAAUCCGUCACCCACAUUAGGAGCAAUGAACUAAUUACUGCUUUCUGAUAUUCUGCUCUUGCUUGUUUUGCCUUUUUAUCCUGAUUGUUUACAUUCCUAGGCCUGAUUUGCCUUUUUGAUGCAAUGCCAUGUGAUCUGCUGAUUAAUUUUUGUGAGCAAUCAUAAAACUCUAACCUAUGGCUGACUUGGUCUAUUUUUAUGCUAUGCUCCAUAAACAUUCAUUCAUUUCUCAUGAUUACUGUGUGGAAACAGACUUUUACAGGCUAAUAAACUUGGAUUUGAACUGGAUAAA
Molecule: messenger RNA, 9486 nt
Organism: Pogoniulus pusillus (Red-fronted tinkerbird)
Lineage: Eukaryota; Metazoa; Chordata; Aves; Piciformes; Lybiidae
Gene: CXXC4
Product: CXXC finger protein 4
Exons: 2
Coding region: 89-1315 (408 amino acids)
Cellular component (GO): nucleus
Molecular function (GO): zinc ion binding; methyl-CpG binding
Source: RefSeq, a predicted model, not a curated record